GCUCUGAAGUAAGUAAGUAGCUCUGGUUACUUCUGAGUAGCAAUUUUGUAAUUAUCCCUUACUUAUAAACAGAAGCAAAGUAGUAUUUUUAAAUGAAUUAAACAACUUCUACUAUUUCUAAUUUGUUCAAUUCAACAUGGAAUACAUUGCAUACUUUAUUGUUYCAACAAUAAUAAUUAUUCUAUUAUACAAUUUUAUUAAAUAUUUAAUAAAUAAAUUUCGGGAACAUAAGAUGGUAAAAAAAUGUCCAGGUCCUAAAGCUUAUCCUAUUAUAGGAAAUAUGCAUUUAUUUCYUGGUGAUUUGAAAGAUGUAACUCGUAAAAUAAUACAAUACUCUGCAAUCUAUUCUUCUCCUUGGAAACUCUGGKUAGGAUUAAAAUUAGYCSUAUUCUUCGAUGAUCCUGAAAAUAUUGAAAUUCUUUUAAAAAGCCCAAAAACUGAUGAGAAAAAUUUCAUAUAUAACUUUACUAAAGAUACUGUAGGMRAUGGAUUAUUGACAGCGCCAGCGGUAUUAUGGAAAAUACAUCGAAGAAUAAUAGAUAAAAAAUUCAAUGCCAAAAUGUUUUCAUAUUAUAUGGAGCCAUUGAAUAAGAAUUCAAAAAGGCUAAUAAACAUUUUAGAAACUAGAAACGGAGAAAACGUAGAUAUAUUUCAUUACGUACAUUUAUGUACGUUGGACAUAAUAUUUGAUAGCCUWUUGGAAUCUGAUUUAAAUUUGCAGAAUACCCUAGACUGCAAACUUGRUAGAUAUGUAAAAGAAGUAAUGGAUCUAAUGAUGGAAAGGGUCUCGAAAUUAUGGUUACAUCCAAAUAUUAUAUUUAAAAAUUCAUCUCUAGGAAAGCGGUUACAUGAAAAUCUCGCAUACAUUAAUAAUAUAACAAGCGAGAUUAUUAGGAAAAAGAAAGAGUCAAUAGAGGAAGAGAAAUUUACCCGUGAAAGAAAUGGUCUAUAUGCAAAUAAAGUAAAAAAUACGAGUCCAUUUCUCGACGCACUUUUUGAAUCACUUUACGAGACCGGAAAAUAUUCGGAGGAAAAUAUUCGCGAUGAAAUAGAUACAUUUAUUUUUGCUGGAAGUGAUACUUCUGCAGGAACUCUUACAUUUUUAUUUUUAAUGCUAGCAUCUUUUCCUGAGAUUCAGAAUAAAGUUUAUAAGGAGCUGUGCGAUAUGUACGGUUCAAGCAAUGAGAAUGAUGAUCAAAUUACAUACGAUGAUACUAAGAAAAUGUAUUAUUUGGAUCGAGUCAUAAAAGAAACACUUCGUCUUUUUCCUMCUGYUCCAUUUUUUGGACGAACAUCAUGUAGCGAUAUAAUAGUGAACGACAACAUUGUAGUACCAAAAAAUACUACAUUAUUUUUUUCGAUAUAUUCUUUGCAUCGAAAGGAUAAAUAUUGGACGGAUCCUUUACGGUUUAAUCCUGAUCGUUUUCUUCCGGGAAAUUAUGAUCCGAAGUGUUUCAUUCCAUUUGGUUCUGGGAAACGAGGAUGUGUAGGUAAAUUUUUUGCCAUGGCACAAGUGAAAACUAUAGCUGCUAGUCUAUUGAGAAAAUUUACUGUUGAAAUAGAUAAUCCAGUAUCAGUUGAAAAUAUUGGCCUACAAAUAUCCAUAACUUUGAAACCAGCUGAAACUAUACUUUUGAGAUUUAUCAAACGAUAAAAUUUAUUAUUUUUGUCAGUACUAUGUUCCGAAUAAAACAAUUGUAAUAAUUAA
Messenger RNA from Polistes dominula (European paper wasp), 1708 nucleotides. RefSeq names its product cytochrome P450 4V2. Lineage: Eukaryota; Metazoa; Arthropoda; Insecta; Hymenoptera; Vespidae. The record is from RefSeq and is a predicted model, not a curated record. Gene Ontology annotation, molecular function: heme binding; oxidoreductase activity, acting on paired donors, with incorporation or reduction of molecular oxygen; monooxygenase activity.